Hipposideros armiger (great roundleaf bat) is the source of this 3466-nucleotide messenger RNA. RefSeq names its product putative homeodomain transcription factor 2. The record is from RefSeq and is a predicted model, not a curated record. The coding region runs from base 1 to 858 and encodes 285 amino acids. The transcript is spliced from 8 exons. NCBI's taxonomy places the organism in Eukaryota, Metazoa, Chordata, Mammalia, Chiroptera, Hipposideridae. Gene Ontology annotation, cellular component: endoplasmic reticulum.
AUGUCACUGGAGGAGAAAGUCGUGGAUGUCCCUAAAUCGGGUACUAGUUGCAGCUCUCGCUGUUCAAGUUCCAGACAGGAUUCUGAGAGCACAAGGCCAGAAUCUGAAACAGAAGAUGUGCUAUGGGAAGACUUGUUACAUUGUGCAGAAUGCCGAUCAUCUUGUACCAGUGAGACAGAUGUGGAAAAUCCUCAUAUUAAUCCAAGUGUGAAAAAAGAAUAUAGAGACGAUCCUUUCCAUCAGAGUCAUUUGCCCUGGCUCCAUAGCUCCCACCCAGGACUAGAAAAAAUCAGUGCUAUCGUGUGGGAAGGUAACGACUGUAAGAAGGCAGACAUGUCUGUACUUGAAAUCAGUGGAAUGAUAAUGAACAGACGUCGAGGUCCUCAGCGAUCAGUUGAUGUAAUAGUUUCCUCUGCUUUCUUGUUGACUAUCUCAGUUGUGUUUAUCUGUUGUGCCCAGUUGCUUCAUGUGCAUGAGAUCUUCCUUGAUUGUCACUACAAUUGGGAACUGGUAAUCUGGUGCAUCUCGUUAACACUUUUUCUGCUAAGAUUUGUUACUCUUGGAUCAGAAACAAGUAAAAAAUAUAGCAAUACCUCAAUAUUACUAACAGAACAGAUAAACCUAUACUUGAAAAUGGAGAAGAAACCUAACAAAAAAGAGGAACUGACACUGGUGAAUAAUGUUUUAAAACUGGCUACUAAACUGCUAAAGGAAUUGGACAGUCCCUUUAGAUUAUAUGGGCUUACAAUGAAUCCACUCCUUUAUAACAUCACGCAGGUUGUCAUCCUGUCAGCCGUUUCUGGUGUUAUCAGUGACUUGCUUGGAUUUAAUUUAAAGCUGUGGAAGAUUAAAUCAUGACAAUUCGGAGAAAAGGAGAUGUAGCCUCUUUUCCAGAAUAAAAGUACCAACUAAGCUGCUUGGAAGCAGCCACUGACUCUGCUUCGGAAGCCUCAGCUGGGAAAUCCAAGUGUUUACAUCAGACUGUCUUGUGCAAUUCUUAUAUUUAUUUUACCUGUUCACUGUUUUUUGGGGGGUUUUUUUACAUUUAUUUUAGUCUUUAUAUUUUAUUUGUAGCAUUGAUGUGCUUAGUUGUUGAUGAAAGGGUGAUAAAACUGAUAUCCAGAUACUUGAGAUCCUGGUAAUUGCUCACAAAUAAUUGACAAAACAACAACUCGUGAGAAUAGAAGCCAUUGCUAAACACUGUUUCUCCAUCGAUGCCGUGAACUUGCCUUAUUCGAGGAAAACGUCUUUAACUUUGGAAUAUCGCAUUGAACUCUGCUAGACACAUGAAACAUUUUUUCUUCAGUAAAUCAAGAUCCAGUCAGGGUUUCUUUUGAAUUAUUUUGGAACAAUGCCAGGAUCUAAACUGAUUAAGCUGCAGUGAAGCACCCUUCAGUAUUAAUAUAUAUGGUAUUACAUAACAGGUCAACAAAGUGCUCUUUGAUGAUAAAACUCUUAAUAGAGCAAUAAUUGUAAAUGGUUACCAUACUGUAAGAUAUUUUGAUAAAAAUUUACUAGUAAUAAUUGUAUUUAUUUGAAACACUGGGCUGUUUGCACAGCUCUAACUGUGCAUGCUCAAAAUGUGCACUUUUAAAAAUUGUUACUUUUAAUGCGUAUGUUUAUAUGGGAUAUGUUAUAGUGUACUAGGGCAUGAUAUGGUAUCCUUUUGAGUGAGGUAUAUACUCAUCUCACAAGUGAAGUGCCUACUGAUAUUACUGAAGUACAUUAUGUUUACUCAAGUAUAAUAAUUUUCUCCCCAUGGUACACUAUAGUGUAUGCUGUUCAUACCACACUCAAAUGAACAACUUGACAGUAAGGUUAACAACCAAUAAGAUACUCCUCUGAUUGAUAGUUAUGAAAAUACUGUAUAUCCAAAUUUUCAGAAAAAGACAGCUUCAGCUUGCAAAUUCUAUCUUCUAAAGUUAAUCUGAUACAUCCCUCCCUCCCCUCUCCAAUUAUAUAAGGGCUAUUUUAGAUGCUUUUAACCUGGAAAGUUAACCACCCCCAUCCCCCCACCCCCAAAUAAUUUGCCAGGUGUCCAAAUGAGAACUUAUCAUGUUGGCAUGUUAGGUAAAUAAGGCAAAUAUGAUAGUAUCUUACAUUGGACCUUGAUUUUAAGUUGUUAUAUUUGUACAAUCAAUCAAGAAUAUUUUAGGAAAUAAAUGAGACAUGAAAUGUUUUUGCCAUUUUUUUAAAACUGAGCAUCUAGUUUCUAAAAUAGAAUUUAUUUGAACAAUCUAGAAUUUUUUGGUGCAAGAUGUAUUGUGUUUAAUAUCCUCACAUUUUUAAACCACAUUUUAGGGGAUUUAAAAUAAUUAGUUGUAAAUGACUUAUUUGAUUGGUGCAGUUCUAAUCCCCAAAUCAUAAUCUUAAGAUCAGGAAUGUGUAGAGAACAGAGCCAUGUCAUAAUAUCACUUUGCUCCUACCAUUCCUUUUGAUCAGCCUCAAUUCAGCCUCUAGUAUAUUUUCUUUCUGUAGAAAACAGCAAAAGCAUUUUGUUUUAUUUGCCUGUGUUCUAUGUUUAAUAAUGACCAAAGUGCAUUCUGAGUUUUUUCAAGGAAUGUAUUACUGGAGCUUUAAGAACAUACUUAUUUUCUCAUGUGAAUAAUUAGGCUGUGUCUGAUAUGUUUCUUCUUCCUCUAUUGUCUGAUGUUGAGGUUGUUUUUAGGAAUUAUAUUUUAUAAACUUUUUCAAAAUAAGGUACAUACCUAUACAGAACUUAACAUUUUGCACAGACUAUGUCAAAUAUAUUUUGAGAAAAAAAAGUACAGCAUGAGUUCUGUUAGGAAUAAAAGAUGAAACUAUUGUAUCUCACACACACAGAAACUUAUUUCAGAAUGGAAAUAUUUUUGAGAAAAGUAGCAGAGUAUCCUGAUUUAGGAAAAUGCUUGUUUUGGAUUGAAGUUGGUUUUAACUUAGAGGUGAAAGCUGAGUACCGUAUACCUCUCAACAACUUAUUAAUAAUAUGUUGAAUUAUUUCAUUAAUGUGGGCAGCAAUAGAAUUCUAAAGGGAAAAAGUUGUCAUUUUAAGCAACUUCAGAACAUUAAUGGAACUGUUUUCAAAGCAAAAAAAAUUGACAUUGCUGCCUUUAAAAAUACCAUGAAUGUAAGAAAUUGUAACAUAUCAUAAUAUAGAAAAGGCAGUUCAAAGAUAGAAUUGUGGCAGAUGUUGUGUGUUAACUGUUUUUUUGCCACAUGUGUGGUAUUUGAAAAUUUGAACAGCAAGUUUAAAAUAAAACAUUCUAUGACUGACAGUGUUAAAUUUAAACUGGAGGUGUUUUAAAAAAAAUUUUCAAGUCGUAUACAUGUCUAUGAUGAUUUUGUACUGACUAUAGCAUAAACUUUAGUUUUAACUAUUAUUUUGAGUGGAGUGGAAAUAAAUUUUUUAAAAUUUCCCAACAGUCAAAUUUUGUUAUGAUUAUCAGAACAUGAAAGCAUAAUACAUACAUGGACCUUUUAUUACCAG